AUGAAACAAUUUAAAUGUUCAGAAUGUAACAAUUGCUUCUUACAAAAGGAAAACCUUAAUGAACAUGAGAUGAUUCAUACAGGAGAGAAGCCAUAUCUGUGUUCUGAAUGUGAUAAAUGUUUUAGAUUCAGUACAGGGCUAAUCCGACACCAAAUGAUCCACAUAGGAGACAAUUUGUAUCAGUGCUCUGAGUGCCAGAAGAGUUUUAUUUCUAAGUCCAAACUCAAUGCUCAUCUGAGGACUCACACAGGAGAGAAACCCUUUAAAUGUUCGAAAUGUGACAAGUGCUUCUCACAUAGUCAUAAUCUUACUCACCACCAGAUGACUCACACGGGGGAGAAACCCUUUAAAUGUUCCGAAUGUGGCAAAUGCUUCUCACAAAAUUUUUAUCUUACUCGCCACCAGAUGACUCACACUGGAGAGAAAUCGUUUAAAUGUUCCAAAUGUGACAAGUGCUUCUUUCAUAAGAAAAGUCUUGUUACACACCAGAAGACUCACACUGAGUGCUUCUCACAACGAUCUCAUCUUACUCACCACCAGAUGACUCACACAGGAGAGAAACCCUUUAAAUGUUCGGAAUGUGGCAAAUGCUUCUCACAAAAUAUUUAUCUUACUCGCCACCAGAUGACUCACACUGGAGAGAAAUCAUUUAAAUGUUCCGACUGUGACAAGUGCUUCUUUCAUAAGAAAAGUUUUGUUAAACACCAGAAGACUCACAGUGAAUGCUUCUCUCAAAAUAUUUAUCUUACUCGCCACCAGAUGACUCACACUGGAGAGAAACCCUUUAAAUGUUCCGAAUGUGACAAGUGCUUCUUUCAUAAGAAUAGUCUUGUUACACACCAGAAUAUUCACACGGGAGAGAAACCAUUUAAAUGUUCCGAAUGUGACAAAUGCUUCUUUCAUAAGAAUAGUCUUGUUACACACCAGAAUAUUCACACGGGAGAGAAACCAUUUAAAUGUUCCAAAUGUGACAAAUGCUUCUUUCAUAAGAAUAGUCUUGUUACACACCAGAAGACUCACAUGGGAGAGAAACCAUUUAAAUGUUCGGAAUGUGAUAUGUGCUUCUCUUAUAAGAUAAUUCUUGUUACACACCUGAGAACCCACACUGGCGAGAAACCAUUUAAAUGUUCAGAAUGUGACAAGUGCUUCUCACUAAAGCAUAGACUUGUUACACACCAGAAGAUUCACACGGGAGAGAAACUAUUUAAAUGUUCCGAAUGUGACAAGUGCUUCUUUCAUAAGAAAAGUCUUGUUGCACAUCAGAAGACUCACACGGGAGAGAAACCAUUUAGAUGUUCCAAUUGUGACAAGUGCUUCUUUCAUAAGAAAAGUCUUGUUUCACACCAGAAGACUCACACUGGAGAGAAACCAUUUAGAUGUUCCGAAUGUAACAAGUGCUUCUCUUACAAGCAAAAUCUUGUUACACACCAGAGAACCCACAGAGAAGAAAAACCAUUUAAAUGUUCUGAAUGUGACAAGUGCUUCUUUCAUAAGAAAAAUCUUGUUACACACCAGAUGAUCACACACUGGAGAGAAACCAUUUAG
Molecule: messenger RNA, 1545 nt
Organism: Staurois parvus
Lineage: Eukaryota; Metazoa; Chordata; Amphibia; Anura; Ranidae
Source: the annotation of a GenBank genome assembly